GUCAGUCGUGCACAGACAGUCUCAUCUUAUUGUGCGUUCUCCGUCUCGAAAUGAUCAAUCGAAGUACCGGUACGAGUACCGGUACGAAUACCGAACUUGUAUCAUCUCCCACCACUCAGCACGGUGUCUGUUUCCAAUACAAUACAACUAUUCACCCUCGUCCCCGUCGUUUUCCAUCCGGCUACGUACCGUACUUACCCGAUGAGCAUGGAACAAGGUAUGGAUCGAUACCGUAAGAUUCGAAUCACGGACAAGAUACAAACAAGGCGUUGCCUACCCAUCAUGAAGACCAGCAGCAACUACAUACCCACGAAGGCUACCGUAGCAGUCGGUUUGCUGCUAGCAGGACUCCACGCAACCACAAGGAUCGAGCCCUGUUCGGGAUUUGUCGUCACGCCGGGUGCAAACACGGUUGCGGGUGCCAACGCAAGCAACCAGAGACCAGGUGCGAGCGGGCGUCCAGAUUUUCCACCCUUCUACUCUUCUCCGCCGGUGCCGAUGGCGUUGUCGUUGUCGUUGUCGGUGCGUUCGCUGGUGCCACCGAGGAUUUGGAUCGAGGACGCCGAAGAGGGUUUCGUCGACGAAGACGAGAACCUGGAACCCGGUGAGGUCUGCCUCAGGAGCGUCAAGUCGUUCGCCGACGGCGUACCGUCCAACGACCCUCUGGAAAGCACCGAACCAACGUCCUCGUCGGUAUACAAAGCGUCAUCGAUCCGAGUGAUGAUGCACGACGUGUCCGAAGAGAAGAAACAGAACCACAAAGACAGGAAGGACAACCGUGGAAAACGAUUCUUGACUGCCGGUGCUCUCGUACAGAGACCCAGCUACGAUAGCAGUCCAUACCAUGGCGAAGGCGAAAGUCAAAGCCAAAGCAGCGAUCAAAGCGAUUCGGCACCAUCCUCGGAAACUACACCGACGGCAAUCUGCGAUGCCUGGAUGGCCGAUUCGAUCCUGUCCGAUGGCGGGCCGAACCUGCAGCUCCAGGGUGCCCUCCGGGUAUUGGACGACCUGUUUCUUUUUCACCUGCAACGGGAAUGGAAGCAGCAGCAACAACAACAAGACCAAGACCCCGGGCGCGGGGGUUCCAGCGGCGGGUGUGGCGUCCGCGCGCUCAAGAACUUUGUGGUCCGCUGCGGGGGGGAGGAAGAAAGUGCUUGCGGCGCCUGGGGGGAAGGAUGCGAGUACCGGAGCGAGGACUUUGUGGCGGCCUCGGGGAUGGCCGCUUCGGUCCGGGGAUUCUCCCCCCUCCGGGAGAUGGUCCGGGUCGAUUCCUUCUACGAUCCGGGCUACUACGACCACGACCUGGCCGGGAGGGUCCCCGACUGCCGGCCCGGGGGGACGCUUGACAGGUAUCGGGCCGCCCUGGCCGCCGCGGAGCGAAGCGGCGACAAGGGCCAUUCCGGCACCCUGCGAUCCAUCUGCGGGCUCCUCCCCGACGAAGCUUCCAUCGCACGGCACACCACCAAGCGGUUCCGCAUCACCGGGCAAAAGCCCCCGCCGGGCCAAGCCGGGGGCGGCGGGUUGCACUAGGCCGGCAGGAACGAACCAAACGAACAAACCAACGAACAAACAAACAAACCAACGAACCAACAAACAAACAAACAACCG
This is a messenger RNA of Pseudo-nitzschia multistriata, 1608 nucleotides long. NCBI's taxonomy places the organism in Eukaryota, Bacillariophyta, Bacillariophyceae, Bacillariales, Bacillariaceae. The record is from the annotation of a GenBank genome assembly.